Molecule: messenger RNA, 499 nt
Organism: Magallana angulata
Lineage: Eukaryota; Metazoa; Mollusca; Bivalvia; Ostreida; Ostreidae
Exons: 4
Coding region: 142-441 (99 amino acids)
Source: RefSeq, a predicted model, not a curated record
UUCGGUCGGAUUUAAGAUUAAGCGCCGUCUGAUUUUCUUUGGUGGAUAAUAAAAGCUUACCGACACUGUCGUAGAUAAAUGUGAUGUACAAAAUUGUCACAAAGUCAGUGGUUUUACUAGAGACAUUCCCCUUUAUAACUGAUGAGGCAUCUCCUGUUGUUGUUGGUGAUUUGUGGAGCCUAUGAAUAUGUCCAAGGCUUUAUCUGCAAUGGCAGAGAUUUCAGGCUGCAUCCUGAACAAGACAAAGCAUCAAAUGGCUGCAGUGCUGAUAUAUGUAAAGAGGACGUGUUUAGACCGCACGACUGCACGUCACUGCAGCGUGACGCACGAUGUAGCGAGGAAGACCUGAAGUACCCCAACAGAAAAGAGGCGUGCGAUUGCUGUCAUCUUCCUCCACGGAUAACUAUGCCGCCGCCUAUGAUGCCAAAUAUGCUGCCAUGAAUAGCCUACUUCUAUAACAUAUGAAAUAAAAAGCGUAAUAUAGUUAUAUAAAAAAAAA